Cyphomyrmex costatus is the source of this 1898-nucleotide messenger RNA. Its product is annotated as zinc finger protein OZF. The record is from RefSeq and is a predicted model, not a curated record. Lineage: Eukaryota; Metazoa; Arthropoda; Insecta; Hymenoptera; Formicidae. Gene Ontology annotation, biological process: regulation of transcription by RNA polymerase II. The transcript is spliced from 4 exons. Gene Ontology annotation, molecular function: DNA-binding transcription factor activity, RNA polymerase II-specific; RNA polymerase II cis-regulatory region sequence-specific DNA binding. Bases 87 to 1817 code for a protein of 576 amino acids.
AAGUAGCGUUGUCCGACUCCGUGCUCAACCUGUAUUUUUGUACUCCAUGGAAGGGCCAUGUAACCUAUGCUAGUGAAGUGUAGCAAAUGGAAGGUUUUAAGGUGAAAGAUGAACCGAUGGAUGCAUUAGCCAUAGACAGUCAGGUUAUGGAUGAGAACAUUGUGAGCGUCGUGCUUAAGGAGGAACCAGGCGAUAGAACAUUUGAUCCAGACUACAUGGAGGAUAUUUGCUCAGGCACUUUUGAGAAGGGCACUCUGUUUUUGCCUAUCGAAAACAAUGAGGUGGAUUUCUCUAAUGAAAUGGUGAAAUUAGAGUUGGAAGGAGAAUCGACCAGUCAUCAGAACUGGUCGCAAAUAGCGAAUACUAAUUUAUGUGACAAGGAAGAUGUGAUGCAACGAUGCUUAACUAAUGCAAAUUUUAUACAAACGCAAGACCCUGAUAAGCACCAAGGAUUCUGUCAAAAUGGGCAACAACCGAAAUUCUAUAAGAUCCAAUGCUCAAUGUGCAAGAAAUGGUUUUUGAAUAAUGAUUCCAUGGUGACGCAUCUAAAGACACACUGUAGUGGAAAUCAAUGUGAGGUCUGUCAACAGAAUUUUACUGACAACUCUAGCCUGCAUGCCCAUAUGUUAACUCAUGUUGGAAUGAGUCCAUUAGAGUGCAACAUCUGUCAAAAAAGAUUCGCUUAUAAAUGGAGCUUAAGAAGUCACAUGCAAUUACAUGUAUUAGAUAAACCUUAUGAUUGUGAUGCAUUACAGCAGGCUUUUAUGAAACGAGCUGGUUUAAAUGAACAGAUAAUGCCAAUGGAGGACAAACCCUUUGAAUGUGACGUGUGUCACAUGACGUUUAAAGAGAAAAUUAAUUUGAAUCGACACAUGACCAAUCACACAAAUGCAGACAAACCCUAUAAAUGCACGAUUUGUUUUGAGGCGUUCAAGGAGAAGGCGAAAUUGAACAUGCAUUUGCCACUCCAUACGGGAAAUAAGCAUUUCAAGUGUACAUUGUGUCAUAGAUCGUUCGCCCAAAAAACUGCGCUCAACAAUCACAUGCUGGCACAUAGUGGUGAGAAACCGCAUGCAUGUAACAUUUGUGAAAAAACCUACAAGAGAAAAUCAGAAUUAAUUAGGCAUACUAUGGUUCACACUGGUGAGAGACCAUAUGAGUGUAAAGAGUGCUUAAUGACUUUUCGAGAAAAGGCCAAACUGAAUUCACAUAUGUUGGUCCACACGGGCGAGAAACCGCAUGAGUGUCACAUCUGUAACAAGGCAUGCGCAAGGAAGUCAGAUUUGAACAGUCACAUGUUAUUACACACUGGUGGUCAAUAUGAUUGCAAGGUUUGCGACAAAAUCUUCACCAGGAAAUCUGAUCUGAAUCGGCAUACUUUAAUACACACCGGUGAGAAACCGUUUGCGUGCAAUAUGUGCGACAUGGCGUUCAGGGAGAAGACACGAUUAAAUUCGCACAUGAUCGUACAUACAGGCGAUAAGCGACACGCAUGUCACAUUUGCCAGAAGACAUUCAAGGAAAAGUCGUCGUUGAGGAAACAUAUGUUAAGUCACACUGGUGACAGACCAUAUCAAUGUUAUGUGUGUCAGAAAGCUUUUACUCAGAAAACCACAUUGACCAGCCACAUCCUGAUUCACGCCGAUGACAGACCAUUUGAAUGUAGUUCUUGUCAAAAAAUAUGCAAAGAUAAAGCAGCGUUGAAAAAGCACUUAUUGGUGCACGUUAACGACAAAACUAACGAAUGUCUUAUUUGUAUGAAAAAAUUCACCCAUAAAACAGCAUUAAAUAGUCACCUGUCAAUUCACAUAUCCUAACUACACGGAUCUAGUCUAUUACGGCUUUCUGUUUCUUUACAUUGAGCACCGUAUGUUUGUAGUUGUAUAGCAUACUUCCAU